Messenger RNA from Rhodotorula graminis WP1, 1625 nucleotides. RefSeq lists its product as uncharacterized. Bases 1 to 1533 code for a protein of 510 amino acids. The record is from RefSeq and is a predicted model, not a curated record. Gene Ontology annotation, molecular function: actin binding. NCBI's taxonomy places the organism in Eukaryota, Fungi, Basidiomycota, Microbotryomycetes, Sporidiobolales, Sporidiobolaceae. The transcript has 4 exons.
AUGGACUCGAGCCUGCUCGCUCAGAUCCAGCAGGGCAAAGGCCUCAAGAAGGCCGUCACCGUCGACAAGUCCAAGCCCGUCGGCGCAGGUGCCGUACUCGACGAGAGCGGCGGCGCACCCAGUCGAGGUGCUCCCGCCGUCCCUCGCGCUCCUCCCGUCCCUGGCGGUGGUGGGGCUUCGGCGCCCGACGACACCGACAGGCCGCCUCAGCUCGCCGGCAUCUUUGCCGGCGUCGGCAUGCCCACCCUAAAGAAGACGGGCGCCCCCGUCGCGAGCUCGCUUGGCGGAGCUCCUCCGCCUCCCGGGCGUGCAUCGCCGGCGCCGCCCACUCGACCCCCUGUCGCUCCCCCGAGCAGGCCGCCUGUCGCACCGCCGAGUCGUCCUCCCGUCGCUCCGCCUGGUCGACCUCCCGCAGCUCCGCCGAGCAGGCCGCCAGUCGCUCCUCCCCGAGCACCGCCUAGCGCGCCUCCUCGCCCGCCAGUCGCUCCUCCCCCGCGACCCGCCGCUGCGCCACCGAGCCGUCCCCCUGUCGCACCGCCGCCUCCUCCUGUCGGCCGCCCUUCGCCAGGCGGCGGACCCCCACCUCCUCCCCCUCCUCCCCCUCCGCCUGCACCCGGGAGUCGCGCACCGCCCGCCGCACCGCCGCCUCCUCCUCCUCCGCCAAUGGGCGGGCAGAGCGCGCCGCGACCGCCGCCGCCGCCUCCCGCUCGGGCGAGCCCUGCGCUCCCCGGCCGCCCUGUGCCGGCGCCGCCGCCGCCGAGGGCUGUCCCUGCACCGCCGGCUCGUCCGUCGCCGGCUGUGCCGCCCGCGCCGCCGACGCCGAGUCGGCCCACGCCCGCACCGCCGACUCGCAAGGCGCCGCCGGCCGUCCCCGACUCGCUCCUGAGCAACUCGUCGCCGGCCGGAUCGUCGCCGCCUCCCCCUCCUCCUCCCCCGCCUCCUCCUCCCGCACCUCCCGCACCUUCGCGACCGCCAGUCGCACCGCCUGCACCGCCGUCGGCCGCUCCUCAGCGAGCGGUCCCGGCGCCCCCUCCGAGCCGCGUCCCUCCCCCGCCCAGGCCCGCCUCGCCGCCUGCCGCUCCGGCGCCACCUCCUCCUCGUGCACCACCUCCCCCUCCCGGUCCUUCUCCUGCGGCCGCCGCGUCGAGCGCGCCGCCUCGCGCACCGCCGCCCCCUCCCGGUCGCGCGAGCCCGGCCGCUCCGCCGCCUCCUCCUCCGCCCGGGCGCGCCCCGCCGCCGCCGGUCGGCAUGGCCCACUCGCGAACGAGCAGCACGGCGUCGGCUGCGCUCGGCCAGGCGCCUCCUGCGCCCGCCGCCCCUGCACCGGCUCGCGCGCCACCGGCUCCGAGCAUGAACGGCGGCUCGGCCCUCUCGCGCAUCCCCUCGCCCCCGUCGGUCCUCGCCCUCCCCAACGCCCCGACGCGCACGUUCCCGCCGUCGGCCCAAUUCCCGGCCCCGAGGCCGUUCGACGCCGGGCAGGUCAUGGGCCGCAAGAAGCUCAGUGGGUGGGACUACCGGGCGCACAUUGGCUGAGGGCGGUGCGCCGGAGUGGACGAGCGAGGUGGUCGAGGAGGUGGACGAGGAGGAAGGAGCGAGGGUGGAAUUGAACGGCCGUUUCUCUGUCU